AACUCGAUUGUAGUUAAAUUUAUCUAAAAAAUAUCACUUCGUAGCAAAAUAGGUUCUAGGCAUUUCGCGUUUUUUAAGUUAUAACAACUUGCACAAAAUUCUUGCUUACAAUUUCAACCAUGAAUUUACAGGGACUGCGCAUGUAUAAGUUUUCAUAUAUUUGAUAUAAACCUAUAAUUUAUGUCUUGAUGUUUAUAACUAGCAAAAGCGAUACUUGAACAACCUCGGUUUCUUUCUAUGGGAUCAUUCCAUCCACCUCAUCUCUGAAAAUUCUGCUCCAAAAGAUUUUUGCCAGCUUCAUGAAAUGUGGCUCUCGUUUAAACUUUGAUGUUAAGAAAAUUCCAAGUUUAUUAGCAGGAAUGAAAUUCUAUCCUCAUAUGCUCAGGACUUACCGGUUUCAUGCAAUUCCUAACAGAUUUCAGUUUACUUGCCGGAGAUGGGCGUCAAAUUUAAAAGGAGACGGCAGUACUUGGAUAAUCAAUGAAAAUGAUAUAAAGAAAUACUCUUCUGAAUCCAAAGAUUUAGCGCACGCCCAUCUAUUUAUGAUCAAUGAACAAAAUGAACAUUCGCAAGUGAGGUUUGAUAAAUUACCAUUGCAUAAAAAUGUGAAGGAAGGAAUAUUAGCUCACUUUCCUGAGAUAAAAUACCUUACCCACGUCCAAGUACGCAUCAUACGCGCCUCUUUAAUGAAUCGCUUUCCUUUCAUGGUGCGCGCAUGGAACGGGUCAGGUAAGUCAUUCAGUGCGCUCGCUGCAGUAAUGUCUUUUUAUUACCAAUUUUUGGACAAAUUUACCAGUGAAACCGAACAUGGGUGCCAAGUAUUGAUAGUGGUACCUAACAAGAACCUUGCUCAGCAAUAUCAAGCCUGGGUAGAAAAGCUUGCGACAGGUGGUCCUUUGCAAGAGCCCUUAAAAAAGAUUUCACAAAUUUUGGAGGUUUCAUUGUCUCGUCUUGAAGAUAUUAAGCGAGACCUUCCGUUUCUAUGCAUUGCUGAAUAUGAAGAUUUGGAACGUUUGAAAGGGUUGAAUCAUCCGAUUUUGGAUCAUAUCCUACCAAAUUUAAAGACUAUUAUAUUUGAUGAAUCGGAUCUUUAUAUUCCUACAGAAGGAAGACAGCGUCGUUUGGCUGCCCCAGAACCACGUUUUAUUACCACCUCACUCCCUUCUUUCAUUCAGUUAUGCAGAGAGCGUUCUUUGAGCUCAAGGAUUAAUACAGAACUUUCUGAGAUAGAGCGCGAGAAGAAUAUGAAAAGUGGCAGCUGGCUGCCAAAUCUUAUUUUCUUAUCAGCAACAAAUUCCUACCCAUGUGCUGAUUAUGUUGGUAAAAAAAUUACAAAUCGGCUGGGUAUUAUUGGGAUUUAUCGGAAAUUUUUGCCCUUCUGGAAUAUGAAUUCCUCUCGGAAGAUACACCAUAUGCUGUUUAAAGUUACGAAAAAUCAACGAACCGAUUCUCUGCAACUUGAAGAUGUUCAAUAUGAGUAUGCUAGAAACCCUAAUUUUUAUUUCUCAGUUGGUGAUUCACCUUUGUAUUAUGAUAAUACUGAAGUAGCGGCUGACAUGUUUGUCGAGUCCGUUCGAAAAACUCUGGCUGAACUUUACAAAAGCCAUCGUACAAAGUUCGCGCCGAAAAAAAAUAUACUUAUUGUAGUUCCAAAAGAGUUUGACGUAUCGUGGUUUUGUGAACGAUAUGAACGAAUUGGUACGACUCCAUUGCGAUCGUUUGAAUGCUUUCCUCUUAAAGGGGAAGCUAUUCCGGAAAGUCAUGAACAGAAACAGAUUGCCUACGUGGUAAGUGCUUCUGAAACAAGAGGCCUCCAUCUUCGUGAGGUAGGUCAAGUGUUUCACCUAUGGAGCACAUUGUCAGCUGCAUCAUAUUUAAACAUUUCUGGGAGAAUAAGUUAUCUAAUAAGGGAAGGCUUGGUGUUUAACUACUUGUUGCCUGAAUUUCUAAAAAGUCAGGAUUUUCAGAAAUUAAACUGUACAAGAAGCGCUCUGUUAGUACUUCAACGUGUCGGUAUUCAACCUAAAAAAUUUUUUGAAACAUUAAGAUAGAAGCGAUCAUUAUAGGGUGAUUUAUGAGCAUCGUUCAUUUAAUUAAAAAUUGGUUUCAUUUCGAUUAGAGUAUAUACAACUAAUGCGACGUGUAAAUAAUAAUAAUAUAGGUUCCCAAAUUAACUAAAUUAGCAUGCAAAGAGUACACUUCACCUGUUUCCAUAGUAGGCAUAUCCCAUAGA
Schizosaccharomyces octosporus yFS286 is the source of this 2233-nucleotide messenger RNA. RefSeq names its product RNA helicase. Gene Ontology annotation, molecular function: nucleic acid binding; ATP binding. The transcript has 2 exons. Gene Ontology annotation, cellular component: nucleolus. The coding region runs from base 300 to 2051 and encodes 583 amino acids. The record is from RefSeq and is a predicted model, not a curated record. Lineage: Eukaryota; Fungi; Ascomycota; Schizosaccharomycetes; Schizosaccharomycetales; Schizosaccharomycetaceae.